Pseudogymnoascus verrucosus is the source of this 2018-nucleotide messenger RNA. RefSeq lists its product as uncharacterized. Gene Ontology annotation, molecular function: cAMP-dependent protein kinase regulator activity. The record is from RefSeq and is a predicted model, not a curated record. Gene Ontology annotation, biological process: regulation of protein phosphorylation. Gene Ontology annotation, cellular component: cAMP-dependent protein kinase complex; nucleus. The transcript has 3 exons. NCBI's taxonomy places the organism in Eukaryota, Fungi, Ascomycota, Leotiomycetes, Thelebolales, Thelebolaceae. The coding region runs from base 753 to 1949 and encodes 398 amino acids.
AAUCCAACAACCCCCCUCCUCUCAAAUCAAACCACACACAAUCCUCUCCCCUCCUCUUCUUCCCUCAUACCACUAUCUCUACUACCACCCCGUGAACAUCAUUCUCUCUUCCAUUCAACCAACUAAACACCAACUAAACUACUGCUACUACUACGCCACCACCACACACACAACAAUCCCACCCACCACCAACCAUCCCUUCAAACUCUACACACAAAAAGCAACAAAAUAUCUUCCGAAACACACAACAACAACUCUAAUAAAACAACAAUCUUUGUUCCUACCUGUCGACUGUCGAUUGCCGAACUCUGAACUGUGACACCCGAGACAAACCCUCUCACAGAUAAUCAGACAACAACCCUCUCACUACAAAAACCCCAAUCGACAAACAGUAGUCGACUCUACUCACCACCACUGUGACACUUCUUCACAAACACACCCACAACGCCCUUCUGAGACCUCGCAAUUACGCUUAAGUCGCAAGAUCGGCACAACCAGCUCACUCACCCCUCACCUCCCUCUUCCCCCAUCAACCCUUCCAAAAAAAAACAAAAAAAAACAAGAGAGCAAUCCUCAAGGCGCCACCUGAGGAUCUGUGCUUUUCCGAGACAUUUCAUACGAACCGGGCCCCAUUGAAUCACCACCCACCGGGCCUUAUUUAAAGGGAAAUCACCUCGCUCUUUAACCACCACAACCACCACUACUACUCCACAACACACACACACACUCUCUCCCCAAGACCUAGCGACAAAAUGCCAGGCCACACCUUCCCCGGCCGCCACGGCUCGAACCCCUUCAGCGACGCCCCCUCUGCCCCCCAGAGCGGCACCGAGACCCUCCCCACACGCCCCAUCAACCAAGUAGUCGAAGAAGAAGAAGAAGGAGACGCCGUCGCCAGCCCCACCACCGGCACCUUCCCCUCCACCACCAAGACGACCGGCACCACCACCGACCCCUUCGGCACGGAUGGCACGUCCGACAGCAGCGGCCCGCCUUCCUCCUUCAAACCCUCAUCCGACGGCUUCCCCUCCAACUACGGGAUGGGGAGACGCACGUCGGUGUCGGCGGAGUCGAUGAACCCGACGGACUCGGCGAGCGAUAAGUGGACGCCGCCGUUUUAUAAGAAGACGGAUGAGCAGCUGGCGAGGCUGAGGGCGGCGAUUGGGGCGCAUACGCUGUUUAGGGCGUUGGAUGAUGAGCAGAGUCGCAUGAUUAUUGGGGCGUUGGUGGAGAAGCCGAUUCCAGCUAAGAAUAUUAAGGUAAUCUCCCAAGGCGACCAAGGCGACUACUUCUACAUCGUCGAAUCCGGCUCCUUCGACAUCUACAUCCACCCCAGCGGGUCCCUCCAACCCGGCCCCUCCGGCCUCGGCACCAAAGUCGCAACCAUAACCGUCGGCGGCACCUUCGGCGAGCUGGCCUUGAUGUACGGCGCCCCGCGCAACGCGACCGUCAUCUCCGCCACUAACGACUGCGUUCUCUGGGCGCUUGAUCGGGUCACGUUCAGGAGGAUUCUGAUGGAUUAUACGUUUACGAGACGGAGGAUGUAUGAGAAGUUCCUCGCUGAAGUGCCGUUGUUGUCGUCUUUGAAUGAUUAUGAGAGGUCUAAAAUCGCGGAUGCGCUGGAGAGUUGUAAGUAUGCGGCUGGGUCUACGAUUAUCAAAGAGGGGGAUGCGGGGGAGGCGUUCUACCUUUUGGAGGAUGGAGAGGCGAGCGCGUAUAAGAAGGAUCUGGAUGAACCAGUCAAGAAUUACCGCAAGGGCGACUACUUUGGCGAACUUGCACUCCUCAAUAAGGCCCCGAGAGCGGCGAGUGUGGUGUGUGAUACGGAUGUCAAGGUCGCGACGUUGGGGAAGGAUGGGUUUCAGCGGCUCCUGGGGCCCGUGGAGGGGAUUAUGAGGAGGGAGCGGUAUGUGGGUGUUGAGUCUGUGGAUCCGUUGACUAGGGAGUAGGGGGGGUGGUGAGGUGAGGUAGUGUGUUUUUGUUUUGUGUUUUUUUGUUUUCAUGUGUUGAGGCAACGU